Malaya genurostris is the source of this 2751-nucleotide messenger RNA. RefSeq lists its product as uncharacterized. The coding region runs from base 31 to 2751 and encodes 906 amino acids. The transcript is spliced from 10 exons. Gene Ontology annotation, molecular function: ligand-gated monoatomic ion channel activity. Gene Ontology annotation, cellular component: membrane. Lineage: Eukaryota; Metazoa; Arthropoda; Insecta; Diptera; Culicidae. The record is from RefSeq and is a predicted model, not a curated record.
GCUGCCGGUGUUUCUGCUGUGGUCCAUGUCAUGUCACCUCGUGAAAACAAAUCCACCAGGAACAGGCAGUAUGAAGCAAUCAACGCAGCAUUUGACGUCGUUGCAGUUGCCACCAACCAGGGAUCGAUGAUCAAUUCCGAGUCCUCAUCUCAGCGACUGUUGGUGAUAGUGUGCCUAUUUGGACUCAUGUUUCUGGGAGUAGGUUAUUCGGCGAAAAUAGUAUCACUAAUUCAGGCACCCUCUGAAAAAAUCAGUAGCUUAAAAGAUCUACUGGAUUCCCGUUUGGAGAUCGGUAUCAAUGAUGCAUUAUACAACAGGAAGUUUCUUGCGGCAGCGACUGAUCCCGUUCGGAGGGCUUUGUACGACCAGAAAAUAGUGGGAAAAAAUGGAUCCCUAAAUAUUUACGAACUGAACGAAGGAGUUGCCAGAAUUCGAGAAGGACUAUUCGCUUACCACGGGGAUCUGUCACCAAUCUAUUAUACUGUUAGCGAAACUUUCACCGACGUGGAAAAGUGUUAUCUGAGGGAGAUUCGGUCGGAGUUCAUUGGUCGUAACGGCUACCAUAUUGUAAAACGAAACUACACCAUGCGGGAACAGUUCAUCGUUGGUUUUAUGAGAAUGCGGGAAGUAGGAGUCUCGGUAAGGCACUACAGCAGGAUGAACAGUGACAAACCUGGCUGUGAAAAAGGAACAGAGUUCAGACCACUAAGCGUGAUUGAUUUAAUAUUUGCGAUCCAGAUCGUCAUUGGCGGCAUAACUUUAGCUGUCAUUGUCAUGUUCGCAGAACGCGCUUGGAUCAGCUACCAACGCUGGAAAGUGCCAAUGUUCGAAUUUACAAUCUGUGUAUCGACGCCGGAUUCGGCAACAUUGAUUUCGGAUCUGAUUUUGUUUCUAAAAGUUCCACUCAAGUUAGCGGUGUUUGUAUGCUGGAACGAAGAAAAAUCGUUUCAAUUUAUUCGGAAGCUUCUCAAAUCGGACGGGUCGCGAUCAUUUUUACUUCAGCUCAAAUCACCAUCAGUUGAGAAUCUGCCAAUCCUGGAUACGUUGGAGCCCCACCAGCAUCUGGCCAUUGUCGAUGCAGCAUGUCCCGAAACGGGAAACUUUCUGGCUGCCGCUGGUUAUAGAAUAUACGACAAGAUUCGUUGGGUUAUCCUGAACGGUAAUCAAACCUAUGGCCCUGAUCCAGAUCCGGUGGAUGCCCAGGAGAAUAUCGUGCUUCGAACGCUGGCGGACCUACCCGUGACCGGGAGAUUGUAUCGGAGAUCGAUGAGAACGGAUUUGAUUACAAGCGUGAUUGGAAUCUGGAGGAAUGGAACAAUCCGGGAUUUAAGAAAGGAAAAUACUGUUGUUGUCAGACGAAGAAAUUUGGAAAAAGUAUCGGUCAAUAUUACAUCAGUGUACUACAAAAAUUACACCUUGAAUCAUUUUAACGACAACGAGAACAAACACAUUGAUACUAUGCCACGUCUGUCGUACCAAGUUUUGCACACCCUGCUUGUGUACUACCUGAACGCCACUCCUGCCAACAAAGUGACCAACAACACGGGAUAUUUGGAUCCUAAGACCGGUAAGAUGACGGGAAUGAUACUCGAUUUGAUGAACCACGAUGCAGAGGUCGGUGGAUCGAUUGCACUGAUGGUCAGAAGUCGCCUGCCUCAGGUGGAUUUUAUGAAAAUAAAUUUCCCAGCGGAUAUGAAGUACGUCUUCAAGACGCCCAAUCUAUCGAUUACGAACAACAUAUUUGAGCUGCCGUUCGCUUCCAGCGUGUGGCUGUGCUUGCUGGGUUUGUUGAUUGUAGCUGCCGGUGCUUUUGCUACGAUCAAUAUCAUAUCACCUCGUGAAAACAAAUCCACCAGAAACAGGCAACAUGAAGCAAUCGAUGCAGCAUUUGACGUCGUUGCAGUUGCCACCAACCAGGGAUCGAUGAUCAAUUCCGAGUCCUUAUCUCAGCGACUGUUGGUGAUAGUGUGCCUAUUUGGACUCAUGUUUCUGGGAGUAGGCUAUUCGGCGAAAAUAGUAUCACUAAUUCAGGCGCCCUCUGAGAAAAUAAGCAGCCUGAAAGACUUGUUGGAUUCACGCUUAGAGCUUGGUAUAAAUUACGCAUUUUACAACAGAAUAUAUCUGGCGGCAGCGAAAGAUCCGGUUCGGAGGGCCUUGUACGAGCAGAAAAUUGUUGGAAAGAAUGGAUCCCUAAAUAUUUACGAGCUAAACGAUGGAGUUUCCAGGCUGCGAGAAGGAUUAUUCGCUUACCAUGGGGACCUGUCACCAAUCUAUUACAGAAUUAGCGAAACUUUCAACGAUGUGGAAAAGUGUUAUCUGAGGGAGAUUCGAUCGGAGAUCUGUAAUGGGUACUAUAUUGUACAACUGAACUACACAAUGCGGGAACACUUCAACGUAGGCUUUGCGAGGAUGUGGGAAGUAGGAGUCUCUGCCAGGAAAUACAGCAUGAUGAACAGUGAGAAACCUCGCUGUGUAGAAGGAACGGAGUUCAGACCACUGAAGGUGAUUGAUUUGAUAUUUGCGAUGGAGAUCGUCACAGGAGGAGUAGCGAUGGCUGUCAUAAUCAUGAUCGUCGAAUAUAACCUGCCGCUGCGGACUUUGUCGCCGGGGAACUAUGACGAAACUUUCGAAACCAUUAGUCCACUUCCGGAAUUCGCACAGAACGGCCGAUGGCUACUGCCCGGUGGUGAAUAUGACGUAACGGUCAAUGGUUCACCAGUUCCUCCAUCAUCCACUUUGGGAUCACUUUAG